AUGGUCCAAGCGUGGUUUGAGCGUGUCUCCAUGCUGGCUAUUCUUCUGAACUGUGUGACGUUAGGAAUGUUCCAGCCCUGCGAUAUGUACGUUCACUGUCUCAACAACCGCUGCUCUUUCCUACAGGCUCUGGAUGACGGUAUCUUUGUGUUCUUUGCGGUGGAGAUGCUGGUGAAGAUGGUGGCUCUGGGUGUUCUAGGUCAGAAGGGUUACCUUGGCGACACCUGGAACAGACUGGACUUCUUCAUCGUUAUCAUCGGGAUGUUGGAGUAUUCUCUAGACGGACACAACGUCAGCCUAUCAGCCAUCAGGACUGUCAGGGUGCUCCGCCCACUACGAGCCAUCAACAGAGUACCCAGUAUGCGUAUCCUGGUGACUCUGCUCCUAGACACUCUCCCCAUGCUGGGGAAUGUUCUGGCACUCUGUUUCUUCGUCUUCUUCAUCUUCGGCAUCGUGGGCGUGCAGCUGUGGGCGGGGCUACUGAGGAACAGGUGCUUCAUGGGAGAAGACUUCAAAACGAUAUACAACGUCUCCUUCCUGACUGGGUACUAUCGUCCCGAGGAGACGGAGGACAUCCCUUUUAUCUGCUCAACCAAUCGGGAGAACGGAAUGCUGCGGUGUUCCGACGUUCCGCGCCGCCGUGUGGACGGGUCCUGGUGCAUGCUGGGGGCAGAAGGGGUCGGGGAGGGGCCUGGGGCAGAUGGACCAAUAGGAGGCGGGUGUGUGAACUGGUACCAGUAUUAUAAUGUCUGUCGGGCUGGGGAGCGAAACCCUCAUAAAGGAGCCAUCAACUUUGACAACAUCGGAUACGCCUGGAUCGCUAUCUUUCAGGUGAUAACUCUGGAAGGCUGGGUGGACAUCAUGUACUAUACUCUGGAAGGCUGGGUGGACAUCAUGUACUAUGUAAUGGAUGCUCACUCCUUCUACAACUUCAUCUACUUUAUAUUCCUCAUCAUCGUGGGCUCGUUCUUCAUGCUGAACCUGUGCCUGGUCGUCAUAGCGACCCAGUUCUCAGAGACGAAGCAGCGCGAGAACGCCCUGAUGAGGUCGGAGCAGCGCGCCCGUUACCUCAGCAACGCCUCCACUCUGGCUUCCUAUCAGGAGCCGGGGUCCUGCUACGAGGAGAUACUGCGCUACAUCGGACACCUGUACCGUAAACUGACCCGCAGAGUCGCCCGGGCCGUCACACACUGCUCUACGCACACACCUCGUUGUACUUGUUGGACAAACUCACACCAACACACACCCAAAGGAGAGGUGAACGGACUGGCCAAUCGGCACUCGGGACGUGGCGUCUUCCACCUUCGUCCUCCUCCUCUUCCUCGUCCGCCUAACUGCGUGGGGGUGGAGAUGAGUAACGGGGGAGUAGGCAGGGAGUUAAACUACCCCUCUAUCUACCCCCACGACCUCUACGACCUGACCCCCGACCCCAGCUACAUGACCUCCAGGGGGAGGGGCCACACCGUCACACUGGUGUUAGAGCCCAAUAAGAAGGCAGAGCACAGGGAGGCGUUGCCGUGCCCCUACUGCGUCCACGACGACCAGCUUUGUGACAACGACCAUGCCGAUUUUGAACCUAGCAACCGGCGCCAUGGCAACCUGAGCCCUCGCCGCGGUAACAGCCUUCGGCGUGUCGACGGACAGGCCUUGAGGCCGAUCAGAGACCUAGUUGGGUGGUGGGCGGAGCUACAGGCCAGGUUGGAGCAUGUGGUGAGCAGUAGGUACUUCAACAGAGGGAUCAUGAUCUCCAUCCUCAUCAACACUCUCAGUAUGGGGAUAGAGUUCCACCAACAGCCCCAGGAGCUGACUGACAUCCUAGAGAUCAGUAAUCUAGUGUUCACCAGUCUCUUCAGUCUGGAGAUGCUGCUGAAGCUGCUGGCCUUCGGACUCUUCGGCUAUAUCAAGAACCCGUACAACGGCUUUGACAGCGUCAUCGUCAUCAUCAGUGUAUGGGAGAUCGUUGGGCAGGCGGACGGCGGUCUGUCAGUCCUGCGUACGUUCCGUCUGCUGCGGGUCCUGAAGCUGGUCCGGUUCCUGCCCGCCCUGCGCAGACAGCUGGUGGUUCUGAUGAAGACUAUGGACAACGUAGCCACCUUCUGCAUGCUGCUCAUGCUCUUCAUAUUCAUAUUCAGUAUCCUAGGCAUGCAUCUGUUUGGCUGUAAGUUUGGUCUGAAGCUGGACAGUGGAGACACGCUACCUGACAGGAAGAACUUUGACUCGCUGCUCUGGGCUAUCGUCACUGUGUUCCAGAUCCUGACUCAGGAGGACUGGAAUCUGGUCCUGUAUAACGGCAUGGCCUCCACCUCUCCUCUUGCUGCUCUCUACUUUGUGGCUCUGAUGACGUUUGGGAACUACGUCCUCUUCAACCUGCUGGUGGCCAUCUUGGUUGAGGGCUUUCAGGCGGAGGGUGAUGCUAACAGGUCAGAGUCCGGCGAUGAGAAACUGUCGACCUUAGAAGAGGAGGAGAAGAUGAAGGAGCUGUAUUCAGCAGAGUUGAAGCUCCAGGCGAUGAUGUUGACUCCUAAUGGCCUUCUGAAUCCCCGAGCCUCCAUGCCCCUCCCACCCACACAGUCACCGUGGCAACAACCGCCGCCACCAUCCCCACGGCAACGCCCGCCACUCAUCCUGCACACAUUGGCCACGCCCACAACUUGCGACAGCCAAUCACGACGGGGCAGCGCCGUCUCUACGGAUACAAGCAACACCCUGGACCCCAGGUCGCCGUCUCCAUGGGACAGCCGGCGCGCCAGCUGGUCUUCUAUUGGCCGAGGUCCCAGCCUACAGCAGCGGAGGAGCCAAUCUAGUGAGAGAGAUUCUCUGCUGUCAGAAGGGGCGGGGUCAGAAUGGUCCAAUCCCAGCUGGGGGUGGAGCAGGGAGGAGUCUUUCGACCUCCUGGACCAAUCAGAGUAUCUGACCGUGCCGAUGCUCCGCCCACCUGGCUGUAACGGGAAGACCCUUCACCUCCCUGACGCCGGGACCCUACGUUACUAUAGCGACCACGAGGAGGAGGAGGAGGACGCUGAGGAGAGUGUGUGUUUGCGGGUGAAGCUGGUCCUGGAGCCCUAUAAGCCCCAGUGGUGUAGAGAUCAUGAGGACUGGGCUCUCUACCUGUUCUCCCCAUGUAACAGGUUUCGUCAGUGGUGUCAGAGAGUGAUAACUCACAAGAUGUUUGAUCACAUAAUCCUCCUUUUCAUCUUCCUCAACUGCAUCACCAUCGCUCUGGAGAGACCAGACAUACAGACACACAGUACAGAGAGAGUGUUCCUCAGUGUGUCCAACCAUAUCUUCACUGUGAUCUUCAUAGCAGAGAUGACCGUUAAGGUGGUAGCCCAGGGUCUGUACUCAGGGGAAGCAGUCUAUCUGAAGAGCAGCUGGAAUGUUCUGGAUGGACUGUUGGUGUUUGUAUCUCUGCUGGACAUUCUGGUUUCCAUAGCAUCCGCCGGCGGUAACCGUAUCCUAGGAAUCCUCAGAGUGCUGCGACUCCUGCGUACCCUUCGACCCCUCAGGGUGAUCAGUCGAGCCCCAGGGCUGAAGCUGGUAGUAGAGACUCUGAUCACGUCUCUGAGACCCAUCGGAAACAUCGUCCUCAUCUGCUGCGGCUUCUUCAUUGUGUUUGGAAUACUGGGAGUACAGCUUUUUAAGGGUAAGUUCUUCCACUGUGAGGGGGCGGACGUGAGGAACGUGACCAAUAGGACUGACUGUCUCCGUGCCGGCUACCGGUGGACACGACGCAAAUACAACUUCGAUAACCUGGGACAGGCGUUGAUGUCUCUGUUUGUCCUGUCCUCUAAAGACGGGUGGGUCAGCAUCAUGUAUGACGGACUGGACGCCGUGGGGGUAGACCAGCAGCCGGUGAGGAACCACAACCCGUGGAUGCUCCUGUUCUUCAUCUCCUUCCUCCUCAUCGUCAGUUUCUUCGUCCUCAACAUGUUCGUGGGCGUCGUCGUGGAGAACUUCCACAAGUGUCGUCAGGACCAGGAGGAAGAGGAGGCCAAGGCCCGGGAGGAGAAGAGAGCCAAGAGAGCAGAGAAGAGGAGGAGGAAGGCCCAGGAGAGGCCCUACUAUGCAGACUACUCCCCGGUGCGUCUCACCAUCCACACGUUGUGCACCAGCCACUACCUGGACCUCUUCAUCACCGUCAUCAUCGCUACCAACGUCCUCACCAUGAGCAUGGAGCACUACAACCAGCCGCAGUAUCUGGAGGAGGGGUUGAAGUAUUGUAACUACGUCUUCACUCUGGUGUUUGUUAUCGAGACGGUCCUCAAACUCAUCGCCUUCGGGCUGAGACGGUUCUUCAAGGAGAGGUGGAACCAGCUGGACCUGGCCAUCGUGUUGUUGUCCGUCAUGGGCAUCACUCUGGAGGAGAUUGACCUCAACGCGUCCCUGCCCAUCAACCCCACCAUCAUACGCAUCAUGAGAGUACUGAGGAUCGCUAGAGUGUUGAAGCUGUUGAAGAUGGCAACAGGGAUGAGGGCUCUACUAGACACUGUGGUUCAGGCCCUGCCUCAGGUAACUAUAAUACUAAUAUAAUACUGUGGGAAUCUGGGUCUCCUCUUCAUGUUGCUGUUCUUCAUCUAUGCAGCACUCCAGCUGUUUGACAACUGGGUCAAGUGUUCCGAGGAGAACCCGUGUGAGGGUCUGAGUCGCCACGCCACGUUCCAGAACUUUGGCAUGGCGUUCCUCACCUUGUUCCGCGUUUCCACCGGUGACAACUGGAAUGGAAUUAUGAAGGACACGCUGCGGGACUGUCGUCCAGAGGACCGUUCCUGUCUGUCCUACCUCCCUCUGGUUUCUCCGGUCUACUUCGUGACCUUCGUCCUGACGGCCCAGUUCGUGCUGGUCAACGUGGUGGUGGCGGUGUUGAUGAAACACCUCGAGGAGAGCAACAAGGAGGCACAGGAGGAGGCAGAGGAGGAGGCCAAGGAGGAGGAGGCGCGUCAGGAGGAGGCCAGGCAACAGGAGGCCAGGCAAGAGGAGGCGCGACAGGAGGCCAUUUGUCCCUUUAGCAACGCCACAGUGUGCGGCGUGGAAUCAUCUGGACAGGUUGUGGAAGAAGAGCGUUGUCGUGGUAGCCUGCUGACGGCGGGCCGGCCGUCUCUGUCUCGUAUGAUGUCUCUGCCUAGCGACAGCUACAUGCUCCGCCCCCUACAGCCUCUCGGACACACCCGCUACCCUCCCAUUGGCCACGACACCUACAAGGGAUGCGGUUUCUCAGGUUCUGUCUACUCCAUGGGUUCUAGCGGAGCAGGAUCCCUACUGCAGGUCCCGGGGGCGUUACCGUCUGGAAGCCACGCAUCCCUCAGCUCCAGGGGCUCCAGCUGCAGACCCACAGUCAGGCUCAGCCCCUCCCACAGCGUAGACAGACACUCCCUCUCCAUGGCGAGACACACCCCCAGGAGGCCUGGCCACGUUGACAGCAGACGGGCCUCUUAUAUCCACAGCCCCUCCCACAGUAUGGACACACAUAGUUACAGACUCAGCCCUGCUCAGAGCAUCGACAGAGACUCCUCCCGUUACCUCGAUAGACACGCCCCUUAUAUCCACAGCCCCUCCCACAGCAUGGACAGUAGACACACCCCUUAUAUCCACAGCCCCUCCCACAGCAUGGACAGUAGACAUCGAUAUCCACAGCCCCUCCCACAGCAUGGACAGAAGACACACCCUCAUAUGGAUAGACACGCCCUUAUAUCCACAGCCCCUCCCACAGCAUGGACAGAGGCGGUGCGUUGUGACUCUGAGGACCUGAGCUGCAGUUCCACCGACGAUCUGCGGGGAGGGAGCUCUGUCGACGGCACCCACCUCACCGUACCCAGCAUGCACCUCUCACCGCUACCCAGCCUGCCCCUGGUGAGCCCUCAGACCAGCUUUGACCCAAAGCAGAGUCCCAGUUCCAGCCCUGCCUUCAGCCAGGACCAGAGGAACCGGUGUCUCAGCAGCCAAUCGACGUCUCCCGUUCGAGAGUGGACCAGGAAGCAGAGGAUGAGCCCGCCCUGCAUCUCCGUAGCCCCACCUGCUGAAGCCCAGGUUUCCACGGUGACCCAGUCGACGGACAGCAGCAUGCAUCUGAGGAGGCGGACCCUGUCGGUUGACUCCGCCUCUCAGAGAGACUCAUUGGACACGAACCCAGCGGAGACACGCCUUUCUGUUCCCUUUCUCCAAUUGGACUCCAGCUUUAUAAGCAUCACGGUGGAUUCUGACCAAUCAGGAUGUGCGUUAUUGACGGACAACGAACCCGUCGAGGGGGAGGGGAGAGAAGGGGGAGGAGCUCGGAACUCUCAGUCUCUGCUGGGAUUGGUUCCCAACCCUCUCAGAAGGAGGAGCUUAGUGCGCAUGCUCAGCACACGGGAAGGAGAGGAGGAGACUCAACCCUGA
Messenger RNA from Oncorhynchus keta (chum salmon), 6372 nucleotides. It is a transcript of the gene cacna1hb, whose product is annotated as calcium channel, voltage-dependent, T type, alpha 1H subunit b. NCBI's taxonomy places the organism in Eukaryota, Metazoa, Chordata, Actinopteri, Salmoniformes, Salmonidae. Gene Ontology annotation, biological process: calcium ion transmembrane transport; neuronal action potential; membrane depolarization during action potential. The record is from RefSeq and is a predicted model, not a curated record. The transcript is spliced from 39 exons. Gene Ontology annotation, molecular function: low voltage-gated calcium channel activity; voltage-gated sodium channel activity. Gene Ontology annotation, cellular component: neuron projection; voltage-gated calcium channel complex; plasma membrane.